Messenger RNA from Strongyloides ratti, 678 nucleotides. RefSeq names its product Almondex. The record is from RefSeq and is a predicted model, not a curated record. The transcript has 2 exons. The coding region runs from base 1 to 678 and encodes 225 amino acids. NCBI's taxonomy places the organism in Eukaryota, Metazoa, Nematoda, Chromadorea, Rhabditida, Strongyloididae.
AUGACAAGAAAGUACCUUAUACUUUUUGAAGAAAUUAUAAUUUUGUUAUUUCUUCUAAUAUUCCAAUUAAUAAUAUCUGACACAAUUAAUAAAAGUACAUUUAAUUCUACCACAAAAAGCCACUUCUUUCGUAUUCCUCCUCCAAAAGAAAAUAUUACAUUUUGUUCAAGAGUAAUAAAUUGUCAUAAUUAUGCUAGUUGUCUUACAUGUCCUUUUCUUAAUAAUUGUACAUAUGGUGAAAAAUAUUCUGUUAUUUGUUUGCCAUUAAGAAAUUGUAAAAUAAGAACCCCUGUUCGAAAGAUAAUGAAUUGUAAAUAUUGUUAUCAAACAAAAUUAAAACUAGAACAUGAUUGUGCUGAAGUUAGAAAUUGUACAAGUACUUCUGUAAGACUUGUAAGAUCUAUAUGUAGAGCUAAACAAACUACAUUUUGUCUUGGUAGAAGAGUUUUUUAUCAAAAUAUUCGUUGUCAUUGGACAAAUGGAUAUAGUUGGAAAAAAACAUUUUUUAUUUCAAUUAUUGGUGGUGGUUUUGGAGCUGAACGUUUUUAUCUUGGUUAUUGGAAAAGUGGACUAGCUAAACUUGUUACAUUUGGUGGACUUGGUAUAUGGACAACUAUAGAUUUAAUAUUAGUUGCAUUAGGUUAUUUAGGACCAGCAGAUGGAUCUCUAUAUAUAUAA